CACUAUGGCACAAUGUACGCGUGCCUUUGUCAAGGGAGAGGACUAUGGGAUCUGUGAAAAGGGCUCGGAAGCAGCGUAUGCGUGACGGAUGUAUACUAGUAGUAGGAGUAGUGGCAAUUUCUUAAAUUUAUCUUAGAUGCGCAAGACUCCUGCUUUGCGACAUCCUGUGCAGCUGUUUUUAGCAUAUUGAUAGAUCAGAUCAUCUGCAUUGUAUUGUAAUAGUUAGACCUCGAGUCGGAACGUUAUUGACAGCCGCCAAGAUGAGGUAAAAGCAGUUAGACCUGUCCUUUCUCAUGACAUCCUUCAUUAUUGGCGCACAUGCCAACCGCGGUAUACCAACAGAGUGGAGGGACGAUGCAGAUCACAAUUGCCCAUUCUGCCGUAUUAUCGCAGGCGAAAUGCCCUCGACGCGUCUGUAUGAGGAUGAUAAGGUCAUAGCUAUUCUAGAUAUCUUGCCCUUGAGACGUGGGCACACUCUUAUUAUACCCAAAGCCCAUCAUUCGCGCGUGUCGGAAUUGCCCUUAGAAUAUGCCAGUGCAGUGGGGCAGGCUGUGACGAAAGUGGCGAAUGGACUGACGAAAGUGUUGGGUAAUACUGCGCUUAAUGUGGUGUGCAAUCAGGAGUAUGCCCAAGCAGUGCCACACGUUCACUACCAUAUCAUUCCCGCCCCGUCACUUAACUCGAGCGCAAGAGUAGAACCAUCUGAACAAUCGAAAGAGAAUGGCAUACCUCUAAGCCGGCGGGAGAUGCACCAGCGAGAAUUUGAGUCGAGGGAGGAGCUUGAUGAGGAUGAAGGGAAGGCCCUGGCUGUGAGGAUACGAGCCAGUCUAUGACGGUACGGGACAACGUCCAUCUCAUCUAGCAUUUGAAACAUACCUUACUCUUAUUGUACUGCUCCCUUUAGACUCUUGCUGCUAUCGUGUUGGUAACACUCCUGAUAGCUUAAGUAUGUACCGGCCGUCUUUGACGAUUGAUUUAUACUUUAUGCAUUACACUGAUCACAACUGUCUCGCCGUAUCAGAUGUUGUAAUAUGAUACGUAUCCAGACGACUUCUGAUCUCGAAAGCCUUCGAAUUGCAGUGUCACAGCGCCCAUAAUACACAACGCUGGAACAACCCUUACUAUUUGGUUAGUCCUAUGAGACACAGCCGCACUA
Messenger RNA from Suillus fuscotomentosus, 1156 nucleotides. Its product is annotated as HIT-like protein. The record is from RefSeq and is a predicted model, not a curated record. NCBI's taxonomy places the organism in Eukaryota, Fungi, Basidiomycota, Agaricomycetes, Boletales, Suillaceae. Gene Ontology annotation, biological process: nucleotide metabolic process. Gene Ontology annotation, molecular function: catalytic activity. Bases 294 to 833 code for a protein of 179 amino acids. The transcript is spliced from 4 exons.